UAGAGGAGAAAGGAGAAAAAAAAGAAAGGAAAGAAGAGAUCGAGAGAAGCAGUAGCAAUAAUGGAAGCAAUAACCAGCAAAUCCCUCUCAUCACUUCUUCUCUUCUUCUUCCUGGUGCUCUGCUUCUCCGCCGGUGCGCUCACCUCCGCCGACUCCACCUCCUCCGCCCCGGACGACUUCAUCCACGCCUCGUGCGGCGCCACGCGGUACCCGGCCAUCUGCGUCGAGUGCCUCAAGUCGUACGCCCCUACGGUCCACCGGAGCCCCCGCCAGCUCGCCCUGGCCGCCCUCGCCGUCACCGCCGACCGGGCCCGGUCCGCCUCCACCUUCGUCUCCGGCCUCACCCCAGGCACCAAGCCCGCGCGGUCCAGGGAGGCCGGCGCGGUCCAGGACUGCGUCGAGACCAUGCAGGACAGCGUGGACCGCCUCCGCCAGUCGGUCCGGGAGAUGAACCGCAUGGGCCGGGCCCAGAGCAGCCGGUUCACGUGGCACCUCGACAACGUCCAGACCUGGGUCAGCGCCGCCCUCACCGACGUGAACACCUGCCUCGAUAGCCUCGCCCAGAACGGGAGCGGUCGGGUCCGGACGGCCAUCCGGAACAAGGUGGUCGAGGUCUCCCAGCUCACGAGCAACGCCCUCGCGCUGGUGAACCGCCUCGAUCCGAGAAACUGAACCGGUUCGCACUAUCUCACUCUCUUCUUGAGGUCUGUACUCUAUAGUUUGUAUUUGCCACUCGUUGUUGCAGCCCUUGGUUUCCAUGUAUGUAAGAAUGAAAGCUUUGUGUGUGCUGAGAUGUGAAAAAGAAGAGAGAAAGCAAUGUAAGGUUGUUUAAUCAUUAAAAAAAGAAAAAAUGAAAAGAAAUGUAAGGUUGUACAGUUUUAGCUUAUGAAUUAAAGUUUUGAUCUGAUGAUGUACUUCUGGUUUGGUAGAGUAAUGGGUUAAGUG
Messenger RNA from Elaeis guineensis (African oil palm), 945 nucleotides. Its product is annotated as pectinesterase inhibitor 9. The record is from RefSeq and is a predicted model, not a curated record. Lineage: Eukaryota; Viridiplantae; Streptophyta; Magnoliopsida; Arecales; Arecaceae. Gene Ontology annotation, molecular function: enzyme inhibitor activity. Gene Ontology annotation, biological process: negative regulation of catalytic activity.